Xylaria bambusicola is the source of this 903-nucleotide messenger RNA. RefSeq lists its product as uncharacterized. The transcript has 3 exons. Lineage: Eukaryota; Fungi; Ascomycota; Sordariomycetes; Xylariales; Xylariaceae. Bases 1 to 903 code for a protein of 300 amino acids. The record is from RefSeq and is a predicted model, not a curated record.
AUGACUAGUAUGGAUCAACCCAUAAAUUCAACGCGACUAUGCAUCCAAGUCGCGCGGAUGCCACAAUUGGCCGAGGCGAUAACGAAGGAAGAUGACUGGACUGGUACCACAGACGCUGCAGCACGAAGACGGGCUCAGACUAGACUCAACACAAGGGCAUACCGAAAACGGAAGGCCCUUGCGAAGAAAGCUGGAGCACCAAAUGCUGCGACCGGGAAACUAAUCAAAUCAGAAACCCUGGUGAAAUGCUGGAACAUAAAGCAAGAAUAUCUCUCCGCAGUCCCAGCAUCUCAUGCCAAGCAGCUAUAUAAUACGAAAAGUCCCCUGCUGCCACAUAAACUUAGAAAAGAGGAGUGGAAUAUUAUAUUCCCACUUUGUCCAGACCACCUCAUCACACUCCUCCAACUCAACGCUCUACGCGCCCUGGCCACCAACCGGACUCUAAUAUCAGGGAUCCUCGUCACGCCUCUGGACUGCGGCGAGGAGAUUAUCCAUGUCUUGCCAUACCCUACAAAGCCUCAACUACUCCCUUCGGCACUCCUGCCCACGAUCCUCCAGCAAACGGUCCCACACAGCGACUGGAUCGACAUGUGGCCGUGUCCCGAGGUACGAGACCGCCUGAUCCAAGCCGCUGGCACCUUCGACGAGGACGACCUAUGGGCCGACUGUAUUGGUGGACUGUACGAGGGCUUCCCAGAUGAUGAAGUCGAGCGACGCGGGAUGAUUGCGUGGUCCCCGCCAUGGGACAUCACGGGGUGGGAGAUGUCGGAGGGGUUUGUGAAGAAAUGGGGAUGGUUAGUUCAAGGGCUGCCGGGACCAUUAGAGGCGACGAAUCGGUGGCGGAUGGAGAGAGGUGAGGAUCCAUUUGUCCAAGACGACUACCCAUCACGUGCAGCUGUGUGA